GGAGCGGGACCGGCACCGACACCGGGACCGCGGCGGGGGAAUCGGGGAGCGACACCGGGAUCGCGGCCGGGAUCGGGAUCGGGGAGCGGCACCGGGGGCGGCGGCGGCGCCUGACGGGGGAGCGGCGGCUCCGCAGGCGCGGCCUGAGGCGCUGGGCCCAGCGCUCCCGCUCGCUCCGGGCGGCCUCAGCGGCCCCGGCGGCCUCAGCCCGGUCCCCGCUCGCUCCGCGCCCAGCCCCGGCCUGCCCGAAGCGCGGCCAAGAUGUCUCGGCCCGUCAGGAACAGGAAGGUGGUGGAUUACUCCCAGUUUCAGGAAUCAGAUGAUGCUGAUGAUGAUUAUGGAAGAGAUUCAGGGCCCCCAUCCAAGAAAAUCCGCUCGUCUCCCCGAGAGGCCAAAAACAAGAGGAGAUCUGGCAAGAACUCUCAGGAGGACAGUGAGGAUUCAGAAGACAAAGAUGUGAAGCCCAAGAAGGAUGAUUCACACUCAGCAGAUGAAGAUUUUGGCAGUGAAGACGACGACGUAGGAGCUGACGACGGCAAAGCCGACAGCGACUACGAGAGCUCUCAAAAAAGCAAAAAAGGAAAGAAAGCUAAACCAGACAAGAACAAGAGAGCAGCCUCCAAAUCCAGGAAAAGGCCUGCAGAGGACAGCGAGGAUGAGAAGGAAGAUCACAAAAACGUUCGUCAGCAGCGGCAGGCAGCGUCCAAAGCAGCCUCCAAACAGAGGGAGAUGCUCAUGGAUGAUGUGGGCAGUGAGGAGGAGGAGCAGGAGGAUGAUGAGGCACAGUUCCAGGAGACAGAUUCAGGAAGUGAUGAAGACUUCCUCAUGGAAGAUGAUGAUGACAGUGACUAUGGCAGUUCAAAAAAGAAAAAUAAGAAGGUCUCCAAGAAAUCCAAGCCAGAGAGGAAAGAAAAGAAAAUGCCCAAGCCCAGGCUAAAGGCUACAGUGACCCCCAGCCCAGUGAAAGGCAAAGGGAAGGCAGGUCGCCCCACAGCUUCCAAGGCAACAAAAGAAAAGACCCCAUCCCCCAAAGAAGAGGAUGAAGAGCCUGAAAGUCCCCCAGAAAAGAAAAAAUCAGCCAGCCCUCCACCAGAAAAAUCAGGGGAUGAGGGGUCUGAAGAUGAAGCACCCUCUGGUGAAGAUUAAAAUGGCAGUUGAGGAAAAAAAUCUUUGUUUUAAAAAAAAAAAAAGAGGAAAAAAAAAAAAGAAAAAGGAAAAGAAAACAAUACUUAGGGGUAGAACACGGUUUUGGCUGUGGCUUGACUCAUGGGCUUUGAAUGCUGUCUUUACUUUCAGCUGUUUAAUACAGUGUAUUCUUUUUUAAUGAGAGGAAACCCUUCUACAGUCAGAUUUUGAUGUUCUCUGUUGGCCAUUCCGUUCUCCCUCCCCUGCCAAAUCUGAAAAGCCAUUUGAGACAAAAAUGACCAGACCAUUCAAUAUUUUAUUUUAUUUUUCAAGGGAUACUGCAGUUGUGAAGCAAUAAGGUUUGAGACUGAUCAGUGGAAACCAUAUUUACAAAUCCUUAAGUAGAAUAGAUUUUUUCCCAGUGCUGGUAAGAGCUGUUUAAAACUAUUAUUUGGAAUAUAUGGGGAAAAAAAAAAUAAUGUUUUGACAGACUUUGAGAUGAGUUCAGUCUCAGCAGAAUUGUAGUUG
Catharus ustulatus (Swainson's thrush) is the source of this 1653-nucleotide messenger RNA. RefSeq names its product nuclear casein kinase and cyclin dependent kinase substrate 1 (gene NUCKS1). Bases 262 to 1146 code for a protein of 294 amino acids. Gene Ontology annotation, molecular function: single-stranded DNA binding; double-stranded DNA binding. NCBI's taxonomy places the organism in Eukaryota, Metazoa, Chordata, Aves, Passeriformes, Turdidae. The transcript is spliced from 8 exons. Gene Ontology annotation, biological process: interstrand cross-link repair; double-strand break repair via homologous recombination. The record is from RefSeq and is a predicted model, not a curated record. Gene Ontology annotation, cellular component: cytoplasm.